AUGGCGUCGCUCUCCGAAGGAGAUGUGGUGAGCAAGGGUACAGAGAUCGGUACGAUGGGGCAGACUGGCGAGACAUCCUUCACCCACCUGCACUUUGAAACUCGUUUGGUGGGGUAUUGCUCCUACCAGUUUCAAUAUGCCAACAAUCGGCAGGCCUCCCCGACAUCAAGCUGUAACACUGGCUUCGACCCGCACGUCCACCCGUACUUGUUUGUCGGUGGACAGAGAGAUGGCCAGAAGUACCUAUACGAGGUGGAGCCGAUACCUGGAUAUGAUUAUGCCGUGCGGUACAAUGCUACCCGCGGGCACAUGGACAUGGAUGUGAUAAGAACAAGCCUCGGAGAUGUUCACAUCGGAACGAGACA
Molecule: messenger RNA, 365 nt
Organism: Symbiodinium pilosum
Lineage: Eukaryota; Dinophyceae; Suessiales; Symbiodiniaceae
Source: the annotation of a GenBank genome assembly